Molecule: messenger RNA, 363 nt
Organism: Lycium barbarum (goji berry)
Lineage: Eukaryota; Viridiplantae; Streptophyta; Magnoliopsida; Solanales; Solanaceae
Exons: 4
Coding region: 1-363 (120 amino acids)
Source: RefSeq, a predicted model, not a curated record
AUGUUCAAAAAGUACAGCAAUAAGCUGGUUUUUACCAACAUUCUCCCAACAGAUGAGGAGAAGGUAGCUAUCAACUUUAUGGAGUUUCCAGAAGAGACAACGGUCAAAGAUGUGUUAGAACCACAAGAUCCCAUACAGUCGAGUCCCUCUGUACGUGGUUCUGAAUUUGAUGCGUUGAAGAAGGACGUUGCAAAUGUCCGCAAAGAUCUUAAAUCAUUUGAGAAAAAGGUCGGUGAACAGUUUGUUGACAUGAAAGACUACAUGGACAAGUCAAUUAUGAAUUCACUUAAAGAUCUAAAGUCCAUGUUUGGCAGGCAAACUGAAACUCCUGAAGCUAAGGUUAUUUAUCAAAAUUUGAGUUAA